Epithele typhae is the source of this 273-nucleotide messenger RNA. RefSeq lists its product as uncharacterized. The transcript has 3 exons. NCBI's taxonomy places the organism in Eukaryota, Fungi, Basidiomycota, Agaricomycetes, Polyporales, Epitheliaceae. The record is from RefSeq and is a predicted model, not a curated record. Bases 1 to 273 code for a protein of 90 amino acids.
AUGUCCGACUUCACCAACGACGCGUCCACCGGCAACCAACAGUUCGAACAGGGCGGUAUGAACCAGGGCGGCAUGAACCAGCAGGGCGGCAUGACCGACAGCGGCACGCAGCAGACCGGCGAGAAGCAAGACUGGCUCGACAAGGGCAUCGAGGGCGUGGGCAAGAAGUUCGGCGUCAACGUCAGCGACCAGAACGCCGACCGUGCUGGUGACUUCGCGAACAAGGAGUUCACCCAGAGGAGGGUCGCGGCCUUCCUGGUGUUCAGUGAAUGA